Messenger RNA from Gossypium arboreum, 1083 nucleotides. RefSeq names its product alpha carbonic anhydrase 7-like. The record is from RefSeq and is a predicted model, not a curated record. The transcript is spliced from 7 exons. The coding region runs from base 86 to 910 and encodes 274 amino acids. Gene Ontology annotation, molecular function: carbonate dehydratase activity; zinc ion binding. NCBI's taxonomy places the organism in Eukaryota, Viridiplantae, Streptophyta, Magnoliopsida, Malvales, Malvaceae.
ACCUAUAUAAAUCAGUCUCCCCACUUUCAUUCUUUAACCACAAAUAAUUUCUCUUGGACAUUGUAAGCUACGUACCUUCACAAAGAUGGUAAAGCUACCAACCCAGUUCUUGGUUUGCAGUUUCUUCAUUCUUCUUGCCUUGCAUUCGUUCUCGGUAAGAUCCCAGGAAGUCGAGGAUGAAAGUGAAUUUGAUUAUGGAGCAAAUAGUACAAAAGGGCCAGCAAGAUGGGGAGAGAUUCAUGCAGAAUGGGGUGCUUGUAGCAAUGGGACCAUGCAAUCUCCCAUUGAUAUGUCCAAUGAAAGAGUUAACAUUGUUUCCCAUUUAGGGAGGCUUAAGAAAAGCUACAAGCCCAGCAAUGCCACUUUACGAAACAGGGGCCAUGAUAUGAUGUUGAGAUGGGAAGAUGAAGCAGGAGCUAUAGAGAUAAACGGUACGGAGUAUGUACUCCACCAGUGCCAUUGGCACUCACCUUCCGAGCACACUAUCAACGGAAGGAGGUAUGAUUUAGAGCUACACAUGGUUCAUGAAAGUGCAGAUGGCAAGGUUGCUGUAAUAGGUAUCAUGUACAAGAUUGGAAGACCAGAUUCUUUCCUAUCAUCGCUGAUGGAUCAUUUAGAAGCCAUUACUGAUAUCACAGACGGAGAGAGAGCGGUGGGGGUGAUCGAUCCAAGGCACAUUAAAUUUGGCAGUAGAAAAUAUUACAGAUACAUCGGCUCUCUUACUGUUCCUCCUUGUACUGAAAAUGUGGUGUGGAGCAUUGUCAGAAAGGUGAGGACUGUAACCAGGGAGCAAGUGAGGUUACUUCGUGUGGCUGUUCAUGAUGAUUCGGAUACGAAUGCAAGACCACUUCAGUCAAUAAAUAAUCGAUCUAUUCAACUUUAUAGACCAGAUGAUAAAGAAGAGAAUUAAAAGAUGAAUCAUGUAUUAAACAAACAUAGGUGCAUGUCACCAUUUGAUUAUUUUGAGGAACUAUGCAGAUUAUAUACUGACGGAUUAAUAAGCUUAGGCUGAGGUAAUCCAAUCGGUACCAUAUAUUGUAUUCAUACUCUUCAAUUUAUAUUAUUUUUCCUAUUUGCUAUUGA